Molecule: messenger RNA, 1476 nt
Organism: Pyrenophora tritici-repentis Pt-1C-BFP
Lineage: Eukaryota; Fungi; Ascomycota; Dothideomycetes; Pleosporales; Pleosporaceae
Source: RefSeq, a predicted model, not a curated record
AUGGCAAAUAACAAUGAUGAUUCCCGAGGCGACCGCCAACGACCCGAAGAUAAUCCCUUCAUCGCCUUUCGCCGCUUUGCUGAUUCCCAAGUGUCAUCGCUUCUCAAUACCGUGUUCACCUUGCCAGCCACAAUCGCCAGCUACAACAACGCACAUCAGGCACGUGAACAAUGUCUGUUUGGGAAAGCCGAUCCGCGACAAUGCGACAAGCUUCGCGAUAUCGAAGCUGACAUUGCAGAGCUACGGGAAAAGGGAAGGGAGAUGUUCAGAAGGGGCGAUGUACAUGCCGUGCUACGGAGCAGCGAAGAGAUCACCCAGCUUGAUCGGGAAGCGGACGAGAUUCGGAGAAACAUACUUGGCGACACCGCGAAUGGCCAUCAAUGCCAGCUUAGAUGCCAGGACGGUACAGCGUUGGUGGAACGGGUGGCGAACGAGAAGGGUCAGGAGUGGGGAUGGUCGUGGGACUGGGGAUUUCCUAGACCAUUCGACCAAGACAAUAGAAGCUCCCUUAAAGCUUCGGAAGACGAGUUGGCCAAUGAAUGGGCGGAAGCGACAGCGCUGAUGCGGUGGCUCACAGAGAUGAGGCGACUGGACGACGAGUUCGAGAACAAACCCUUGGACGACCAUGAGCACGAGUCUCGCAUGGAAUCUUGGCUGGAUUCCUGGCAUUGGCCAACGCCAACAAAUUCAUCGACCCUCGACAUGCUCAAAUACUCACCAAUGCUACUUGAUCGAGAUGAUUUGAUGAGGCAAACUGGUAUCUCAUGGCGUGCUGCCUACGAUGAUUUGAUACAGGCCGAGCAGGCGGAGAGUCCGUACUGCAUGGGGAAAAGCGAGCAGAUGGCCCGGCCAUCAAGGAAGAUUCCCAUUUCACAGCACCAGUUUGAAGACUACAUGGAGAAAGACAUAAGGCGGACCCAAGGGAGGAUCCCAAUAACACAACGACAGCUGGAGGAGGUUAUGGACGAAGAUGGAAAGCACGGCUGCCCUGCCCUAGCGACAAGCAACGAGCCAAGCUACGAGUACAGUCACGAUCACGAAGACCAACACGAUGAAUCCCCAAUGCCAAACCGAGAGAACUUUCAGUUUACCGAUGCAUACAAAGGGCGCGGAAAUAGACAAGAAGACAACCAGGAUACAGAGACAGAGAUGGAUCACUAUGAGCGGCUAGAGGCCAUGUCUGCAUCUUCGGCAGCAGCCCACGGAACGAACGACGCAAAGCCCUCAAUCCUCUCAACACUUACAACGACUGAGCGUACCGUUUCCCCGGACGGCUCCAUCACGACAAAGGUUGUGCUUAAGAAGCGAUUCGCUGACGGACGCGAAGAGAGCACAGAGACUGUUCACACCCAACGCGGACAGGAAGAGGCACAACGACGUGAUCCCUGGAAGGCUUUCCGUGACGCGCAUGGGACACAGACGGGGAACGAGAACAAGGCAGGUCAGAAGCGGAAUGGCUGGUUUUGGUCUAACUAA